Molecule: messenger RNA, 960 nt
Organism: Ambispora leptoticha
Lineage: Eukaryota; Fungi; Glomeromycota; Glomeromycetes; Archaeosporales; Ambisporaceae
Source: the annotation of a GenBank genome assembly
AUGGGAACCCAUACAAUUGGAAGAAGCUGUGGAUCGAUAGGCAUCGACAAUAUCACCCCAAUAAAAUUAAAUUUUGAUCCAGCCGUGUAUCAUGGGCUGAAUAUUACUAGCGAUGGAAUUUUUUUGCCUAGUGAAGUACAAUUUUACGACAAUUCUGAUUCGAAAAAUGUAGAAAUUGAUUUACGUCUUAAUUCCGCUAAAUCAAGUGACAUUUCUUAUGAUUACAUGACCAACGGUGCAACUAAAAUAAUAAAUCUGCAUGAGUCAAAAACCACUUGGGCAUUUUGGGACCCAACCUUUUAUUCCUCACCAAAAUGCGGACGAGCUCGUAUCGAUAUACACUUGCCUCACCUUGAAAAUAUUACCGAGUUAUUGUUUGACCUCGGUUUUUUGGAUGUCAAUUUUUUCACAUUCUCAGAUCCUUUAAAAGUCUCAAAGUUGAAUGUAAUCACUUCUUCUGGUGAUAUCAAACUUUGGAAUGCGUCAAUUGAUAAAUUAUCGCUUUCUUCUAAUAACGGGGGAAAUGUAAAAGGAGACGUCGUUUCUGUUCUUCGCAAUUUAUCUGUUGUCACAACAAAAGGAGACGUGGCGUUAGAUAUAAACUCCGCAAAUAAUACUGCGAUUCAAGUGAAUACAGAUAAUGGAAAUGUAGAGCUAUAUCUCAACCACACAUUUUCCGGACAAUAUAACAUUUCUACAACUUCUGGGAAACUCAAAACCCUUAAUCCUAACAUAACGAAUGUUAAAGAUGCCAUUGGGACUGUAGCAUCAUCACUUUCGCAAAACGCAUCCUUGUCUAUUUCUACUAAAAGUGGUGACAUUGAUGUCGAUUUCGGCGGUUCCAAAUUCUAUUCCCUCUCUGCUGCGGAAUCUUUACAAAAAACUAUUCUAAUCUCCUUACGAAAUUUAUUUGUGCUUUGGAUUGUUGUGUUUAUUUUGGGAUAUCCUAUACAAAUUUGA